Molecule: messenger RNA, 5331 nt
Organism: Salvia splendens (bonfire salvia)
Lineage: Eukaryota; Viridiplantae; Streptophyta; Magnoliopsida; Lamiales; Lamiaceae
Product: putative late blight resistance protein homolog R1A-10
Exons: 6
Coding region: 158-2731 (857 amino acids)
Biological process (GO): defense response to other organism
Molecular function (GO): ADP binding
Source: RefSeq, a predicted model, not a curated record
UCCCUACCCUGCAAUCCAUUCCUGCAAGUCGCAAUCAGCCAGCUGCAUUUUGCAAGAAAUCAUAGAACCGGCUUACGAGGAGCUGAAGUCCUUGCAAGAAGUUCUUAAAAGAUUGGAUGGGAGCAGCAAGAGUGGCAGCAGGAAGAAGGUGAAUGCUAUGGAUGCGCGAAUCAAAGACGUUGUUUCUCAAUUUGAAGUUAAACUUGAAUCUCAUAUCUCAAAUCAGUUUCUUUCACAAUCUAAUGAAAGCAUUAAUGAAGAUGAGAGCCAUCCAUUGCUCGUCUCCAUUGACCUGCAGGAUUUAAUGCAAGAUUUUUGUUCUUUUAUCGAAAUGACAAAGCGAAUGGAGGAGGAGUAUGUAAAUGAGUUAAUCAACAUGACUGAAGAAGAGGCAGAUGAUGAUGAAGUUGUUUCCUCCAGAAUUGAUUUUAGUGGAAAUAUGACACAUUCAAAAAUGGUUGGAUUCUCUGAUCUGUUUGACCUAAUCAAAGAUGGGAUCACGGGGGAUGAGAGGUUCCGUGCUUUAUCAAUUGUAGGAAUGGCAGGCAUUGGUAAGACUACCCUGGUUAAUGAGAUUUUUCAAGACAAAUUGGUUGCGAGUCAAUAUGACUGUCGUGCAUGGGUGAAAGUUGGUAGAAAAUAUCUAUUACAUGAAAUUGCUCGCGAUAUUCUAGCCCAAGUGGGACAUCCAGUCACGGACAAAGAGAUUGCAGAGAAGGGAGUAGCUUUCUACUUGAAAGAUAUUUUGAAGAAGAAGAGAUGUCUUAUUAUACUGGAUGAUGUAUGGGACAGAAGUGUCUGGGAUUACUUGAGAAGUUCUUUUCCUAAAGAUCCGAACUCUCAAACCUUGCUGACAACAAGACUACAAGAAGUAGCUCUUGGUGCUCUGAAUUCAUAUAUUGAUGGCAUCAAAGAAAUGCGCUUUUUGGACAAGGAAGAAAGUUGGGAUCUUCUUCGUGACAAGGUGUUUGGUGAGGAUUCAUGCCCACUUAAACUUGAGAUUGUUGGAAAGAAGAUUGCUGAAAACUGUGAAGGCCUUCCUCUUUUGAUCGUUAGGGUUGCUGGCCUCCUGUCUAAAGCCGAGAAGACACCAGAGUACUGGAAUGAGGUGGCAGAGAAACAGAACUCGGUUUUUGUGGAUGCAUAUGACCAAAUUAUGGAGGUACUAUAUCCAAGCUAUGAGUAUUUACCUCAACAUCUAAAAGCAUGCUUUCUAUAUAUGGGCGUUUUUCCUCAAAAUUAUGAGAUUCCUCGAUCCAAGCUCAUCAAUAUGUGGAUUGCCGAGGGUACCUUUCUUGAGCCAAGUAUGCUUGAAAAAUCAGAAUAUCAUGCUAUUAACUAUUUGAAUGAGCUUAGUUCUAAUAGUCUUGCCAGCUCCCACCGAGCGACCUGUUGGUGGCUUGUAGGGCAAGAACUAAUGAAAUCGCUGAGAAUUCAUUCUGCCUUGGGGUAUAUGGCUACCAAAAUUGCUAAGAUGACCAAUUUUUUUCAUGUCCUAAGAAGUUGUUCUGAUGGUUUAGAAGAAGAUAUAAAAUUACAACAUCGACUAUGCAUCCACAAUAACAUUUUAUUGGGCAUCAAAGAAUUUUACAAGUCUGUGGAAAAUGAUUGUGCAUCCAAUGUCCGUUCUCUCCUUUGUUUUGGUCCCUAUUAUCAGUAUCCAGUGCCAGUAUCUGCCAAUUUGAGGCUGCUUAGAGUUCUUGAUGCUCUUAACAUCCGCUUCUAUGAGUUCCCACUUAAGGUACUUAAACUAGUUCAAUUAAGAUACCUUGCUCUCACAUACAACGGAAACCUCCCUACUUCGAUAUCCAAACUUCGGAGCCUUCAAUUUUUAAUAAUCCAUAGACAUGUGAGCAUUCAAUCUUGUGGAGAUCUCUCAUACACGUAUGUGCCAUUGGAGAUAUGGGAUAUGCAAGAACUAAAGCAUAUUGAAGUCAUGGGAAGCAACCUACCAGAUUCUAACUGUAGUCUUUCCUUAAAAAAGCUCUCCAGACUUUUAGGUGUGAGUGCUUAUAGUUGUACUAAGGGGGUGCUUGAGAGAAUCUCCAAUCUGAAAAAAUUAGGAAUUCAAAUUGAACUGGUACCUGAUGAAGAUAGUAGUAAGCUCUAUGGUCCCUUGAAUUGCAUUGGUACUCUAAAUGAACUAGACUCUCUUAAAUGUGUUGUCUUGAAUCCUGAGAUGAGUUGCUGUGUUAUUCCUCCGCCUGGCCCUUUUUCAAUGUUCCCACCAAAUCUGCGAAAGUUGACUCUGAGUGGCCUAGGCUAUCCUUGGGAAUACAUGAGUAUAAUUGCUAAGCUGGAAAAACUUUCCGUGCUCAAAUUGCAAUGCUAUGCCUUUCAAGGCCCACAUUGGGAAAUAAAAGAGGAUGAACCCUUUUGCUUUGGGUUCCUUCAAAUUGAAGACACUGAUUUGGCUGAAUGGAAAGUGGCACCUGGUGGCAUGCCAUGGAUCAGGAAGUUGAGCAUAAAACACUGCUACAACUUAGAAGAACUCAAUUGGGAACCUGAUAACUACAUGAUUAGCAAGAUAGAAGUGGUUGACUGCAACCCUUCGCUCGUCGCCCGUGUAAACCAAAUUGAAGCAGCUCAGUUGGCAAGGCAAUAUCCUAACCUUGGCGUUUCUCUCCAUUCUUCAUGGGAUGAUGGGAAACUCAAGUCGACAACAACCCCGGUCGAGAGGGUAAGGACAUUUUGGGAUAUGGUUCCUUUGAAUUCGGGGAAUAUGAUUUAAAACCACACAGAUACAAAUUGAAGAGUCUGGUCUGAUUGGUCAUGAAUACUUGGGCUCUUUCGCUUUUGGUACAGUUAUCCCCGUGGUCUUAAUGUGUAGUAAGAGCCGUUGUAUUUGUGCCGCGUCGCCGCUUGCAGGGACGGAGCCACCUUAUAAGAAGGUGGGGCAAAUGCCCCUCCUCAAAUAUGUUUACAUGUACUAAUUUAUGGUCCAAUUUUGUAAAAUUAUUAAAAUUUUCUUGUAUUUGCCCCUUCUCAAAUUCUAAAAUUUUCAUCACAUAUAACUUUGCCCCCUUUCAUUUAUAAUCCUGGCUCCGUCCCUGGCCGCUUGGGCAUGUUAUGCAAGAGUGCAUAACUUUAGUAGAUCAUAGAUACGAUCUCUCUCCGUUGUAAAGGUACAUCAUAGUUCGAUAUAGGUAUAUUUUCGUUUGUUCUAUCACUCGGGAAAGUGAUAUUGCAGUUAUCAACUUGCAACUGAGUUCUAGCACAUUCAAUCUAGACUACUUCUAGGCACUCUAUAUUUUCAAGCAUAGCUCAAAGUCUCAUACUUCAACGUAUAUUCGAUCUAUACUUAAACGAUAUUCAUAUACCACGUAAUUAAACAUGUUUAUCCAUAUAAACCAUUUGGCGUUCAAUAGCAUAACACCCAUUGUAUAUUAACACAUGUAAAUAGUAACACUCGGUUAAUCCAUCAUCCAUGGAAUCACAUCUCAUAAAUCAUGCAGUUCAUGUCCAUUUGUAUCACAAUCACAAAAUUAAAACUACACACGCAUCAUACUCCGCGUUCCACAGUUUCAGAAUCAUAAAAUUUCAAUAACAUAAGUAUUUUCUCCUUUCAAGUAAUCAUCAUGUAUGUUCUUCAAGUUAAAUUCACAGUUUGAACAUGUAAUAACAAAUCACAAUAUCAAGCAACAUGUGUUCACAAUCAUGCCUCAUGGUUAAACAACAACAAUUACAUACUCCCAUAGUGUCUCACGUUCAAUAUCUUCACAACAUUUUCCAAAAGCCAAUGUAUUUACUCACUCAUAUUUCCCAAAAUCAAAACCGCCAUUUUCACAAAGAGACCAUUUUCCCAUCGGAAUUCCAAGAACCUCAGUUCUUGAUUUAGUAAAAGCAAUCAACUCAUGUUUCGAACAAUAUUUCCAAAAACCAUUGUAUUUACUUCAACUUCCCAAUAAGCAAAAUUUCCAUUUUCACAAGGAUAACAUUUUCUAUAGCAUAUUCCAAAAUUCAGUAAUUCAAUCCAGAAGUCACCAAGAUAUUUUUACCUCUUUCUUGGUGGUUGGGCGUGACGAAUUGUUGUGUUGAGCCUUCGAUAUUUAACACUUUAGUGAAUUGAUAUAAGGAUAGAUUUUGACUCAAUAAGACUCUUAGGUUCAGAGCGAAAAGAACUGAAGCUCUGAUACCAAACUGUCACGACCGCUCUUUCUAGGGUUAAUAAAUGCGGGUGGUCGCGACUAAUAGGUCUUUAAGAAAGGGGAAUUAUUCUAGGGUUUCAAUAAAGAGUUUGACUAAAUAAUUAAUAUUCAAAUAACGGAGGGAAAAUUAGAGUAAAUGCUUAACAUUUGAAUCCAAGAUCAAUAACUUAUCAUCAUUUAUAAUUCAAGAGUAAAAGGGUUCAAAACAUAGUUGUGAAAAACAGUAUUUGUAAUAUCCCAACCUUAGGAGAAUUACAAAUUAGAGAUUAGGAUUUAUAGUUUAGUUAGUGGUUUUAUAUGCAUAUGUUUUUAUUAGGAAUAGAAGAGAUAAAUAUAGGAAAUUGGAAAUUAAGAGAUAAAUAUAGGAAAUUGGAAAUUAAGAAAAAGAAUGAGAUAAAGAAAAACAAGAAAGAAAAUGAAUAGAGGGAUGUUGAUGAGUAAGUAGGAAAAAACGUGUCUUGUGGAAAAAGGUUAGGAAGGAAAAAUAAGGAAAAGAAAAUAGAAAAAUAAUAUCCAUCCUCAUCUUUCUCCUCUCUCUUUCACGCGCUCUCUCUCCACAGUACUCUCUCCCUCUCUGUAAAUUUUGACAGCCUCUACUUCCUCCGUUCAACCACCAAGCCUCCACCGUGACUGCUCCGGUCACUCCACCACGGAAUAUGUAGCACACACUACCAACCCCAAGUUCCAAGUUUCAUUAGAUGUUCUCAAUUUCAGAAUUGUUUGUUAAACUCACUUCCAAAAUUGUUGAAUUUAGAGGUGAACCGAGUGCAAGCACAAGCGAUAAGGGAAAAGGGCACCUCCAUGGUUGACUAAGCAAGUAAUAGCGUUUUUUUACGUGUACAGUGUUACAGAUUGAAGUUUUAGAGGUUUUAUUCUGGAAUGCGAUUACACUACGAGCUUUUCGAAGCUCACCCCCCUUUCUUCUCCCUCUUGCAAAGUAUAGAAGCGAGUGAACUCGCUAGUUGGCAGCAGCACGUGUCAAGUCACUACCCCCCUUUUUGCUGGUAAAGUUGGAGUUUACACGUGGCAUGCUUAGGUUAUCUUUUGUUGUAAAUAGUUGGGUUACAAAUGUAAGGUUAUAACCUUCUUUUUGCUAAUAGAGUUGUAUAUAUAUCUAUCGAAACAGUUUAAUGUUAUUUUUGUUAUGUAGAGUAGUAAAUAGUUGUGUUAUCAGGUUUAGUUA